AUAGGUGACAAAUAAACGAGACCAAAACAGGUUGAGGCCUCUCUCUCCACUUUCCCUCUCUCUCGUCAUUGCCUUCCUCCCCAUCAGGCAAUGACAGAGUAAGAGAUAAACAAAACAUAUCGAUAAAACCUAGCUAACGAAUUGUAACCCGGCAUAUACACUAUCUCCAUUUUAAUAAAAUUAUUUGGGCGAUUAAUUAGAUAUAAUAGGAGGUGUUUGAGGUUGAGCAGCAGAAGAGGAAGCGGAGGAGGUCUAUGGGGAGAUACCAUGACGGCAAAGACGUGGACACAUCGAGCUACCCGCUCAUCGCCGUGUGCAUCGACAAGGACAAGAACAGCCAGAACGCCCUCAAGUGGGCCAUCGACACCCUCGUCCAGAAGGGCCAGGUCAUCGUGCUCGUCCAUGUCAACACCAAAGGCACCUCAGGGGGAGUGGAGGACGCCUCCGGCUUCAAGCAGCCGACCGACCCGCACCUGAAAGAGCUCUUCCUCCCGUUCCGCUGCUUCUGCACGCGCAAGGACAUCCAGUGCAAGGACGUGCUGCUCGACGACCACGACGUGGCCAAGUCGAUCACCGAGUUCGCCGCCCUCGCCGCCGUCGAGAAGCUCGUCGUCGGCGCCACCGCGAGGGGUGGGUUCAGGUUCAAGGCCGACAUCCCGACGACCAUCUCCAAGGGCGCGCCGGACUUCUGCACGGUGUACGUCAUCAACAAGGGGAAGGUGGCGUCGGUGCGGAACUCCACCCGCCAGGCGCCGCGGGUGUCGCCGCUCCGGUCGCAGAUCCAGAGCAUGGCCGCGGCGGCCGCGAAGCCCGAGCAGGCGAUGGCGCCCACGCCGCAGAAGUGGUCGUCGUCGUCGAGGGCCCACGACCACGCGGAGACGCCGAGGGUGGAUAACUACAUCCGGUCGCCGUUCGCGCGCGGGCCGACGGGCGGCGCCACGCGCAAGUCGUACGCGGAUCUUAGCCACCUCUCCAUGCCGGACUCCGCGGACAUCUCGUUCGUCAGCACCGGCCGCCGGAGCAUCGACCACCACCCCAUCCCGGCGCGUCUGUCGGCCGCCUCGGCGGACAGCUACGACCACAGCUUCGAGAUGUCGCGCACGCCCAGCAAGUGGGGCGGCGACUCCUUUGGUGGCAACGACUAUUCCUCCUUCUCCCAGAGCAGCGCCUCCUCCUUUUGCUCCCUCGGAAUGGACGACGUGGAGACGGAGAUGAAGAGGCUUCGGCUGGAGCUGAAGCAGACGAUGGACAUGUACAGCACGGCGUGCAAGGAGGCGCUGAGCGCGAAGCAGAAGGCGAUGGAGCUGCAGCGGUGGAAGGCGGAGGAGGAGCAGAAGACGCAGGACGCGAGGCUGACGGAGGAGUCGGCGAUGGCGAUGAUCGAGCGGGAGAAGGCGAAGGCGAAGGCGGCCAUGGACGCGGCGGAGGCGUCGCAACGGAUCGCGGAGCUGGAGGUGCAGAAGCGGAUCAGCGCGGAGAAGAAGCUGCUCAAGGAGGCCGAGGACCGCAAGAACCGCGGCGGCGGUGGGAUGUCGCACGAGAUCCGGUACCGCCGGUACAGCAUCGAGGAGAUCGAGCACGCCACCGAGCGGUUCAACGACGCCCGCAAGAUCGGCGAGGGAGGGUACGGCCCGGUGUACAAGGGCCACCUCGACCACACGGCGGUCGCCAUCAAGGUGCUCCGCCCCGACGCGGCGCAGGGGAGGUCGCAGUUCCAGCAGGAGGUGGAGGUGCUCAGCUGCAUCCGCCACCCGAACAUGGUGCUCCUCCUCGGCGCCUGCCCGGAGUACGGCUGCCUCGUGUACGAGUACAUGGCGAACGGGAGCCUGGACGACUGCCUGUUCCGGCGCGGCGGCGGGCCGGUGAUCCCGUGGCAGCACCGGUUCCGCAUCGCGGCGGAGAUCGCCACCGGCCUCCUGUUCCUCCACCAGACCAAGCCGGAGCCGCUGGUGCACCGCGACCUCAAGCCCGGCAACAUCCUCCUCGACCGCAACUACGUCAGCAAGAUCAGCGACGUCGGGCUGGCGCGGCUGGUGCCGCCGAACGUCGCCGACAACGUGACGCAGUACCGGAUGACGUCGACGGCGGGGACCUUCUGCUACAUCGACCCGGAGUACCAGCAGACGGGGAUGCUCGGCGUCAAGUCGGACAUCUACUCCCUCGGCGUGAUGCUGCUCCAGAUCAUCACGGCCAAGCCGCCCAUGGGGCUCACUCACCACGUCGGCCGCGCCAUGGAGCGCGGCGCGCUCGGCGACAUGCUCGACCCGGCCGUCCACGACUGGCCCGUCGAGGAGGCGCAGUGCCUCGCUGAGAUGGCCCUCCGCUGCUGCGAGCUCCGGCGCAAGGACCGCCCCGACCUCGGCACCGCCGUGCUCCCGGAGCUCAACCGUCUCCGCAUGCUCGGCGAGGACAACAUGCAGUUCUGCGGCGGCGCCAUCAGGGGCGGCGGCGGCGGCGGAAUGUUCAGUUCGUCCCUCCUCAGCGCUGCCUCGCGCUCACAAGCAGAUCUUAUGAGCGAUUCGCAAUACCCAAGAUCGGUGUUCAGCUCAAGGGCGAGUGAAUCACCGAUGCCACCGAGAAGAUCAAACGUUUGACACCUUGAAACUGCCCAAAAUUCUUGUAGCAUUUGUUCAGAGAUAUACAGUAUGUGCCAAGAUGGCAUUGUUGCCUAGCAUGAGGUGAGGGGAGCUGGAGCAGGUUGGGUGGCAAAAGGUUCCUUGCAUAAGUUGGAACUAACACUGCUGUUGCACCUGUGGAUGUAAUUUGUGACUUUGUUAAAUUGCAAUUGAAUUCCCUGUAGUUUUGACACGACAUUCUGUGGAAUGUGGAGUGGAAGGAAUUCAUUGACUUUAGCUGAUUUGCUCUUUAAUUAUAUUUCGGUUUUCAUUCGAGUUUGCACUCGAAAUCUUAUCUUAC
Molecule: messenger RNA, 2916 nt
Organism: Oryza brachyantha (malo sina)
Lineage: Eukaryota; Viridiplantae; Streptophyta; Magnoliopsida; Poales; Poaceae
Product: U-box domain-containing protein 35-like
Exons: 5
Coding region: 255-2594 (779 amino acids)
Biological process (GO): protein phosphorylation
Molecular function (GO): protein kinase activity; ATP binding
Source: RefSeq, a predicted model, not a curated record